Messenger RNA from Linum trigynum, 2420 nucleotides. The record is from the annotation of a GenBank genome assembly. Lineage: Eukaryota; Viridiplantae; Streptophyta; Magnoliopsida; Malpighiales; Linaceae.
UUAUGUUUUUACCCACUUAUUUCAAAAUAUUCCUCAAAUAUAUAAACUGGAUACAUGUAUCUAUUUUUGAAGGCUAAUGACCGAGUUGAAAUACCUUCACAUUUACGGGGAUGAUAAAAACAUUUUAUUUAUUGUGCCAAAUUUGGGUAAAUUGCAAGGUUGGUCAUUGAAAGUGCUAAAAAGUUCACAUUUGUUUACUAAAAGUAUUUUAUUCCAUUCGUGGUCACUGAAAGUGGUUAAACAUUUCACAUUUCAUCACUUUCCGUUAGUCUUCGUCAGCCUCCGUUAACACCGUCAAUAUUUUGCUGACGUGACUAACAGAAGUGCCUAAUUAGCCAAAUUUAACCUGCCACAUCAUCAUAAAAUAAAACCCCCUACCCGCCCGUUCAAAAAUCCUAACCGAAGCCCAAACCAUAACCCAUUUUUUGACUCGCCUGACCUAAAAAUUGAGUCAAUCAACAACUCUGCUUUCUUCCUCGGGGCGAAAGAAGAUUGCGAUGAAGAUGAAGGAUGGGUUGUGUUAGUGGAGAUCAUAUAAUACUCUCCUUGCUUGCAACCGGAGCUGGUGCUGGGAUUCACCCCACACUCCGACGCCACUUGCAUCACCAUUCUCAGUCAAGUCAAUGGUGUCGAGGGUUUGCAGGUCAAGACGAGAGGACGCAGAGGAGGAAUCUCUACCGUCCCGCUGAAGCCGCCAUCCGUACCGCCGCCGCCGCUUUUCUAGUCUCCUCAAUUUCCCUGUCCAUCGUUGAAAGCAAAAACCCUACACUGCGAGUUCUUAUACGCCAUUUGAUACCCUCCAAAGUGAGAAGCAAGUUAACUAGUGACUAAGAUUGCAACAAAAAAACCCCAAUUUCUGAUCCAAACUUUCACUUUCAACAGAAUCCCCUCCCAGUCAAAUUGAAUCCUAAAAAACCCCCACCCCUUAUGAAAACCUAGAAAACAAAACCCUAAAUCACAAAGCCCAGCCACCGAACCACACCAACCUCGUCGAAAUACAUCACCCUUAGGGAUUGAAAACCCAUAGUCGGCUUCUUCAUCAUCUCGUUGGGUGGGUUCUUGUGGCGGCCCCCAAUUCGUACCCAAGCGUCAAUACCAAUCCCUAAUGCCCAAUGUGAGAGGAACAACGUAACUAGGCAUUGGUUUGCUUUGUAUGCAAAUGUUGGUGGGUUCUAUCUUGUGUCUCUACAUAGUCGAAGAAUCUGGGAACACACACAGGGAGAUGGGGAAAAGGGGGUCACGAGUUCUAUCUUGAAGCAGUGACAGGGAUGACUUUUGGGUGGGAAAAGGGGUUCAUGGGUUUGAUUGGUCAAAAGAGAAAGGUUGGGUUAUGGGUAGGGCUUGGGUUAGGAUUUAUGAUGUGGUGGGUCGGAUAUUAUGAUGUGGCAGGUUAAAUUAGGCUGAUUAGGGAAUUCUGUUAGCCACGUCAGCAAAAAACUGACGGUGUUAACGGAGGUUGACGAAAACUAACAGAGAAUGACCAAACAUGAAACAUUUAACCACUUUCAGUGACCAUUAACGGAAUAAAUACUUUUAGUGACCAAACAUGAAUUUUUUAGUACUUUCAGUGACCAUCCUUGCAAUUUACCCCAAAUUUAAUUAAAAAACAACAUAUUAAAAUUUCCUUAGGUCCUCAUUAUUUAGAAUGGUACAUUGUUUCAUAAAACUUUUACUUGAAUUUGUGGUGUUGGGGUAAUGUAGAGGGGGGAAGAUGUUUUCUUACGAUUUGCGCACCUUGAUCCGGAGAGGGGCGUUGAUAUAAUUAUGGUAAUCUACGGAUUAGUGGACUAACUCUGAAAGAUGUGUUUCCUAAGGUUGUUGGAGCCGCAGCCUACCCAAAUCACCGCGUUUCUCAAUCUUUUUAAUUAGAAGGAUAGAGUUUUUCGUGGGAAGUGUUAUGUAGAAAUCAAGUUAUAAUUCUAGUAUGCUCUAAGGUCGUAUUCCUUAAGGUCUUGUAAUGCAUAAUCAUUUACACCAUAUCAUCUAUUCUACACAAAAUAAACAAGCAUCUUUAGGGGUUUUCAAUCAAUCAACAAGGAAAGGAACGUAAAACAAGAAAAGGUAAAAUUGUUUAGGUUUUUUUUCAAAUUAUAGAUGCAUAAAAUUAAAGAUACAUUAUUGUAAAGAAGGUAAAUCUCGAGUUACAUCAUGCAUGUGCCUCUCUUGCAAUAGAGAGUUUAAACUAGCUAAUGACUGAGGGUGGGACUCUUUGAGUCAAAUUCAAUGGUCUAUAGCAUUGAUGAUCUAAAACUCAAGCAUUGAUACUACUAGAGGUAUAGAUAGUUAAUCGUUCCCUCUAUACUCGUGUAACAUCAAUGGGAUAUCACUAGAGUUAAUUUCUUAAUAACCUGGAUGAUACUACACACAAAGCAUAUAGUAGCACACGAUAGAGGUAAGACAAAGAAAACGAUGAUAAUGAA